Molecule: messenger RNA, 2200 nt
Organism: Batrachochytrium dendrobatidis JAM81
Lineage: Eukaryota; Fungi; Chytridiomycota; Chytridiomycetes; Rhizophydiales
Exons: 5
Coding region: 1-1683 (560 amino acids)
Source: RefSeq, a predicted model, not a curated record
AUGGAAGUAAACGCUGUGGACUAUGACCGUUUCUCUAGGAGUGAGGCUAUUGAAUUACUAAAGAAUGCUGGCAUUACUGGAUAUGCAAAGAAAAAGCGAGCCGACUGUAUCAAGGCUCUCAAAGCUCAUCAUGCCAGCAACGCUAGUAACGAGCAACAUACAUCUGCUCAUGUUUCUUCUACUACUUCUCCAGAUGCCAACAAUGUUUCUGUUGACGAGUCAGAAGAGGGAAACGAGGAACUGGAGGAUGCAUCUGUUUUGGUAGAUACUGUGUCCUCAAAUAUUGCCGAUACCACCUAUACUGCCGAUCCGUUUGACGACGAAACAGGCGACAAUACUGUUGUUGUAGAUACUCGUGCUGAUGUAACAUCCGAACAACUAGAAGAAAGCCUCGUGAUGGCUGACACUGAGUCAGAGGCCUAUCUAAUGGAGGCCGAUGAUGCAAGGUUCAUUGAAAGCCAUCAGGCCACAGAUAUGGAGUCGGAAGUUGCAGAUCUUGCCCAUUCCCGUCAAGAAUCGGUUUCCUCUCUCAAUCAGGUAGAUCCUAUAAUGACUGAUAUCCAGACCGCGGCUUUGACUGCGGAUCAGUCGGUUUCCAAAGCCAUACAAAUAUCCCCAACUGCUGAUAAUCUGAUGGAAUCCGAGACGGUCGUGGAGUGGCUUGAUCGCAAAAAUUUGGGAUCUCUUGUGCCUGUGUUUGAAAAAGAAGAGUUGCUUGAGUGGGAUGUUAUCAAGGAUAUCACUUUGCCCUCACUGCAGACGCUAUCGCUUCCACUUGGUGCGGUCCUUAAAUUUAUGAGAGCAAAGCAGGAGCGAUUUAAUGAGAAUGUCGCGGAUAAGGAUUUGAGAUCUACAAACUUGGGCAUAGAUGAAAAUAUCGAGUCACUUGUAUCGAGAUUAGUGGAGGCUCGAUUGACUGAAUCUCGUGCAGUCUCUUCAAAAUCAGCGACAUCCACAACCGUUCGUCCUACCUUGUCGCGUCAGCCAAUCUCACGCACGUCAAUUCAUAAUAAAGAAAAGGAUAGUGCCGGGCUCUCUGAUCGUUCUAUUCCCUUGUCAUCCACUGGAUCUAUUGUUAAAAAACGACCCAAAAACGUUAAUGCUACCUUGAAUUCUACUAGUGUUGCAACCAAAGGUCAUUCAGUUACUAAUUCAAAGCCCGAGUCGGCAGGGUCUCGCACUGCUUCUGGAACCUUCAAUGCCCCAUCUCAAUCAAUGUCCGCCACCUGUCAUGGCACAGUGAAACCAUCUGCUUCUAAAUCUACUCCUUUCAUGACCAAUGUGGCUGAAGUAAGCGCUGCAUCCAAGUCGAGCAUUCCUGCCAUAUUUCGACGACCCACUCAAACUCGCGUUAGUGCUUCUAUUGCUGAUGCUGGUAAGAAAACACCCCUACGCACGUCAAAGUCGGUUGGUAACUUUGGACUCUCUCGAAAAGAUGCUAUUGUUCCACCAGCGGCGGAAGGCCGCGAUGUGGCAGCUGAUCCAGCAUUCAAAACCACUACAGCCCAUCAGGAUUUUCUCCGCAAGAAAGCAUCUACACAUGCUCUUGGUUCAAGCAAACCCAAUUCCGUCUCCCAAGGUAUUUCCAAAUCCAGUGGCUAUGGCAUUCAAAAACCUUAUGUAUCUGCUCAAUCUUUAAACUCCGAGGCAGUGACUACUCAGCAGGCUAUUUCUCAAAUAUGAUGCUUUGAUUUUCUCAAACCUUGACUUUUUGUGGUGUCGACUGAUUUUACAAUGAACAUGUGUUGAUUUUAAAUGGUGUCUAUUGCGAGUUGGUGUUGAUUCUUGACUUUGAAGCAAUCCGUUGGUGAUGAUGGAUGAUUGCAAGUGUUGAAUAGCCAAUGAUGUGUAGUUUAAAAUUUGAUGUAUUCGGACUGUCUAAUCACACUCGGGUUGCAGAUCUACACGCAGGCUCGGGAGAAUUAAACUGAAUCAGCAAACUGAGGCGGUGUGCAAGGUGUAUGAUUUUCUUGCUUGCAUGAGAAGCCAUCUACACAAAGCGGAUAAACGUACGAAUGAUUCAAGAUAGCAACUGUGGAAAUGACAGUAUUGACAUGUAUGAUGGUGAAAGCAGGCUCAUAGUGUACUUGAAGUGAUCGAAGGAAUGUUGUUUGGAUGACCAAAACUACAAAAGUUGAAUGCAGUCUAUUGAAUGUAUUUGAAGAGUAUAGGCAUUAAAUCUACGAAUGGGUUGUAAAAU